GGGACUGUACUUUAGUUUCGGGUUUUGUUCAACAAGCCUUGGCGCUGCAUUCUUGAUCUCAAGUUGUUCAAGUUUGUUGUAGGCUAAGUAAUGCAUGCACUUCACUGCAAGCUAAUAGAGAAAAUAUGCAUAAUAAUAACAUAUAUCAAAUAUUAUAUUUGAAUUCAUAUCCAUUCCAGAGACAGGAAAUUGUUUAAUAUCCUAUCGUGAAGAAACUGGAUCCGACUUGGUACCAAAUAUUGGGAUAUUUCAGCAUCCAAAAUAUUACUCAACACAUCUGAAGUCUGUGAAGAGCAAUUCCGUAUGCAAAUAAAUGAGAAAUGACUUGUGCUGGUAUGGGUGAUACUGAUAUCAGUUGAAUGUUCUGUUUGCAAAAUAACUCCGUCUUGUUUUGGUUAUUGUAACCCUACGUGAGCGACGCGACCAAUCCGGUGUUUUUUUUCUAUCUCAGUAGCCUAUUGGAGAGCUUGUCUAUAAAGGCACUGAGAGCAUGUUUUUAUAUCUUUGUGUCUGUGCUGCAAUACAUGCUCUUAGAGAAGAAGUUGGGAGAAGGGGGACAACUUUUACUGCUCGUUAUCAAAUAAGUUAUUGAAACAAUAACACCAUUUGAUUUUAUCUCGGCACCAAUAUCCGAGGUCAUUGAGACAUUUGGAGAUCAAACGCUAGAAGUUAGAGCAUUGGGCCAGAAACUGAAAGGUUGCUGGUCAAAUACCCAAGCCGACAAGGUGAAAAAUCUGUUGAUGUGCCCAACCUGACCGGAUAGCUUAACCAGAGAAGUUCUAUCAAGCAUCAGAAUAAAUCCACACUCCAGAGAUGGACACAGGAACUGAACCUAUGGGCACCGGAGGUCAUCAUGGGUCAGGUGACCCAGUUGGACCGGCGCUGCUCUGGCUCCAGGACACUGUUACCACGGUAACACUGCAGGCGCGUCAGAGGGUGUUACAGGGAGCGUUGUUACUGUGUGCUCUGGGACUGUUACUAUGGACCGCCAUCUUCCUCUACGGGAGCUUCUACUACUCCUACAUGCCCCUAGCUACCUACAGUACACCUGUCCACUACUACUACAGGACGGACUGUGACUCCUCAGCUUCUCUUCUCUGCUCCUUCCCCACCGCCAACGUAUCUCUCCUGAGGAAUGGCAAGAACCAGGUGAUGACAUACGGCCAGCCCUAUCGGAUCUCUCUGGAGCUGGAGAUGCCCGAGUCGCCAGCCAAUCAGGAGUUAGGAAUGUUCAUGGUCAAGAUGUUCUGUUACUCCGGACAGGGGCAAACUGUGACCUCUUCAGCACGAUCUGUAAGGCAGCUCAGCUCCAGCUCUCGCUUUACAAUGCUGCGGUAUCGCUCCGGCCUGCUCCAGACUCUGGGAACACUGUUUCUCAUCCCGUUCUUCCUGGCUGGAACGGCUGACCAGAAACAGUUGGUAGAGGUGGAGCUCUUCUCCGAAUACAGAGAGGAUUCUUAUGCCCCAUCUAUAGGAGCCAUCAUUGAAAUCCAGUCUCAAAGGGUGCAGAUCUACUCAGCAAAUCUCUACAUUCACGCUCACUUCACUGGCAUAAGGUACUUCCUGUACAACUUCCCGACACUGUCAGCAGUAAUGGGUGUGGCCAGUAACUUGUCCUUCCUCAGUGUCCUCCUCCUCUUCAGCUACCUGAGGCUCAUCUGGGGCCGAUUUAUCAACCCCCAAAAGGUGAGAGAUAGGAUUAAUCUUCAUCGGAGGCUAGCCGGGAGCGAUGAGAGCGAGGACACUGAACACCUACAAGAUUACCAGGAUGACACUACAGGAAUCAAGAAUUCUUCAUCGGAUGCACUACUGGAGGCACAUCAGAUUACAGCAACCCAUCUGAACCAGAAGGAAGAGUCCAUUCUCAAAGCAGAUGGGGGGGAGAUGGACAUCAGACAUGGAAGGUUUCAGAGUGAGAUAGAUGAAGAAGAGAUCAUUGCUGAGGAAGAGGGGGAGAAUAUGGGCAUGUCUCUUGACCCAGAGUUGGAAGGGUCGUUUGAGACAGCAAAGCAGCCAGACAGCAUCCCCAGCAGACUGACUGGAACCUCAACCUGUGUGAUAUCCUGAUGGAGAGCUCCAAUGGAUGCACAGUGGCUCAAUGACCAAUAGUUGGGCACCAAAGUAUUAUCUUUAGAGGGGGCCCUAUUGUACUUUGUUACUGUAAAACAAUAUGAAGAUUUGUUAAGUUUAAAAACCUGAUAUGUUUAAAGCUGUGUGAAUAUAUUAA
Molecule: messenger RNA, 2227 nt
Organism: Oncorhynchus tshawytscha (Chinook salmon)
Lineage: Eukaryota; Metazoa; Chordata; Actinopteri; Salmoniformes; Salmonidae
Product: seipin
Exons: 11
Coding region: 814-2067 (417 amino acids)
Biological process (GO): lipid droplet organization; lipid storage
Cellular component (GO): endoplasmic reticulum membrane
Source: RefSeq, a predicted model, not a curated record